AUGAAAAAGGCUACUGAGUUGCAUAACUUUUUCAGCACCCAGAAAGUUGCAUUCCUAGGGGACUCGAUGUCGGGUAAAAGCAGUUUGAUCAAUUCCUUGCUUGAUUUCCCAAGGCUGGCUGCAGCUGAUGAUUUCGGUUCUGCGGUGACAUCAAUCGUUACUGAGUAUAGACAGAAAAGACCCAGUCAAACUCAGCGUAUUCAAGUGGAAGUUGAGUAUUUCCAUGGAGUUACUAUGGAGGCGCAUAUCAUGGAGCUGCUGUGGAGUUCCCGACGUGUUUUUCUUCCCAAUGUUGCGCAAAACUCGUUGAGUGCUGCCGACUGGAACGAAAUCAAAGAAAAAUCAAAACAAGCUUGGUCUGCUCUACAGUCUGCAUUUGGAAGCCAGGUUGGCUUUAGCAAACGUUUUCUUUCAGAUCAAUCUGAGGGGGCAUUUGAAAGAAUAACGGAGCAGCUGAUCCGUUGGUCGAAGACAAUUCCAUGGCCCACCAGUGCAGAUGAUGGGAGGUGGGUGGCAUUUGCAGAAACCGCGGAAGAGCUACUCGAUAAAACGAGUGUGUUCACAAAGACACAAGUCUGGCCCUUUACAAAAAUCAUGCGGAUAUAUGUUGAUGCUCCAAUUCUGAAAGCAGGCUUUGUGAUUGCAGACUUGCCUGGUCUUCUUGACAAAAACCUCGCAAGAGUUCAAGCAACUCAAGAUUAUAUUUCAACAUGCGACCGUGUCUUCCAUGUUGUUGAUAUACGUCGAGCAUUGACCAGUCAGUCUCUUGAGUCGGCCUUGAACAUGACGGCUCCCUCUCCUUCAGCAAAUGAAGAGGAGCCUACGAACAGAUGGUCGCAGUCUGCAGUUAUUUGCACCAUGUCAGAUGAAAUAGACGAAAUUGGAGCCGAAAGGCACCUUCAAUCCUCGGGAAGUGUAAAGACCUUGAUGACAAUGGAAACUUUGGACGAGGAGAUUCGAAAAGCAAAUCUUGAAGAAGAUUCAAGUCAACUGAGAAAGCUCCAGUCAAAAAAGAGAACGCUCCUCAUCCAAGCGCGAAACGAACGUGUUGAAAAUGGCCUCAAGACAACAUAUAACAGCUCCAAAUCAGAUGAUCUGCAAGUCUUUUGCGUUUCAAACGUAUUUUAUAGCAAGUGCCGCUUUCAAAAGUCAGAUCCAACCGUCCUGAAUCAACUUGAAGACGCUCUGAGUAAUAUUCCUGCUUUGCGAAAGUUUUGCUACUCUACCCUUGCAAAUUCGAGGCUGCAUGAAGCUAAAAAUUUCAUUCUUUCUGCGCUGCCAAGCUAUAUUGCUUCCAUUUGUCUGCACUUUCAACCACUGGAAAGUGGGCCCACAUGCUCUCUCGAUGAAAUUCUCAAAGAGGUCGACUUGAACAAAGAAUCUAUAUUGAAUACCAUUCAUUACUCCAGAAAAAAGGUGAAUGAGCUAUUUGAAAUGCGGAUCAAUGGGCACUUCAAUCGCUAUCGGGAAACUUGGCAAAAGGAAGCAAUACAAAAGGGAGAAGAAUGGCUUUCAAUGCCGGCGGUGGAGUAUCAAGCUUUUUGUCGCAAAAAUGGCAAACAUGUGGACAUCUGGGAUGAGCCUGUUGAUUGGAACAGCGAAUUGAUAGGUAUAAUCCAGCCGGCCCUCGGGUCUGUGUGGAACGACCUAGAGAAAGAUGUCUCCUCCUACACUUCAGUGCUUCACAGAGACCUUGAUAAAAUUUUUGCAGUACUGAAAUACAGUUUGAGCCUGAAAAACUUCCCAUCAUUUUUAAUCGAGAGCAUUUCGUGGCGCGAGCAAGAGAUCAGACAAGCCAUUGAGAAAUCUUGGGGAGAGCUGAGAAGGGAAAUGCAGAGCAUACGUGCUAAGGCUCUAGGGUCAAACGAGAACUCGUUUAUACUGCGAGCAAUGCUCCCUGCGUAUCGCGCUGCAGCUUCUUUCGAUGGAAAUUUCAAAGGCAAAGAAUUGCAUGAAAAGGUUCAAGGCCGAAUCAAGGACAGCAUGCUUUUCCAAGAUAUGGUCUCGGCGGCUUCAUCCGAGAUGCACCUUGCAUCGCAAAGACUUGAAGAACGACUGAAAACAGAUAUUGCCAAAGAUAGAUUUUCCGCUAUAGUUGGGGAUGUCUGUUCAGUUUAUUCUACAAUCACUUUGGCGAAGACUGAUGACGAAGAGGAGAAACAGACAUCGGAGGAGACCAUGUCCUUGGAAAGUCUCAAAUUUAAGUGUCGGGGCUUGAAGGCGCGGCACAACUACAUUGCUAAAUUCAUGUAUUUGUAUUAG
Penicillium macrosclerotiorum is the source of this 2262-nucleotide messenger RNA. RefSeq lists its product as uncharacterized. The transcript is spliced from 14 exons. The record is from RefSeq and is a predicted model, not a curated record. Lineage: Eukaryota; Fungi; Ascomycota; Eurotiomycetes; Eurotiales; Aspergillaceae. The coding region runs from base 1 to 2262 and encodes 753 amino acids.